AUGGUCCUUUUGGGUAAAUGUCUUGCUUGUCCUGCCAUUCCUCCCCUUUUCCCUGCUCCUUGCAAAGACACUGGAAUACACAUUCACACCCAAGUGAGAAUCCAGAUUCCUAAUUUGGAUAACCAUCAUCUUAUCCCUCCCAUCAGCCAAACUUUUACUGAUCUUUAUUUUCAGUCUUUUGUUGCUGUUAUUCACUCUCUCAGUCAUGUCUGGCUCCCUGAGACCUCAUGGACGGCAGCACACCAGGCCUCCCUGUCCUUCACUGUCUCCCAGACUUUGCUCAAACUCAUGUCCAUUGAAUCGAUGAUUGCAUCCAACCAUCUCAUCCUCUGUCACCCCCUUCUCCUGUUCUCAGUUUUUCCCAGCCAAUAUGCUUAUUUUAUCUCUGUUGUGUAUAAGGUGAUAGAAUACUGA
This is a messenger RNA of Rangifer tarandus platyrhynchus (Svalbard reindeer), 414 nucleotides long. The record is from the annotation of a GenBank genome assembly. NCBI's taxonomy places the organism in Eukaryota, Metazoa, Chordata, Mammalia, Artiodactyla, Cervidae.